Molecule: messenger RNA, 5180 nt
Organism: Falco peregrinus (peregrine falcon)
Lineage: Eukaryota; Metazoa; Chordata; Aves; Falconiformes; Falconidae
Gene: SLC5A7
Product: solute carrier family 5 member 7
Exons: 9
Coding region: 307-2043 (578 amino acids)
Biological process (GO): choline transport; neuromuscular synaptic transmission; transmembrane transport
Cellular component (GO): plasma membrane; perikaryon; synapse
Molecular function (GO): choline:sodium symporter activity
Source: RefSeq, a predicted model, not a curated record
CCCUCUCACCCCACUCAACCCUCCCCCUUUAUAAAGGGAUUUUCUCUUUUUAAUCCACGAGCCCCCCGCCGCAGCCUCAGCGCUCGCUGCGCCGCCGGCACCGCGGCGGGCAGAGCCGAUCCUGCCUUUGCGCCUUCCCCCCCCGCCAGCGGGAGGACCCGGGCGGGGGCAAAGCCCCCCGGCGGCUCAGCCCCGACACCGCCCCGCGGCAUGGGCGGCCGUGCCCCGCGGGCUGCGGGGCAGCGCGGCGGCGGAGCGCAGAGGUCUUAAUGAAAUAACAAUCAAAGAAACAGUCGGGACUUCAACAUGGCUUUCCAUGCGGAGGGGCUGGUGGCCAUAAUUGUAUUCUACCUGGCUAUCCUGGCAGUUGGGAUAUGGGCUGCUUGGAAAACCAAGAACACCGGCAGCGAAGGAGAUCGCAGCGAAGCUAUUAUAGUCGGUGGAAGAGACAUCGGCUUGCUAGUUGGUGGAUUUACAAUGACUGCCACAUGGGUUGGAGGAGGUUACAUCAAUGGGACAGCAGAAGCUGUGUAUGUCCCAGGCUAUGGUCUAGCUUGGGCUCAGGCACCUAUUGGAUAUUCCCUUAGUCUGGUUUUAGGUGGCCUUUUCUUUGCAAAACCCAUGCGAUCCAAAGGCUAUGUGACAAUGCUAGACCCUUUUCAGCAGCUUUAUGGAAAAAGGAUGGGAGGGCUACUGUUUAUUCCAGCUUUAAUGGGAGAAAUGUUUUGGGCUGCUGCCAUCUUCUCUGCCUUAGGUGCCACUAUAAGUGUGAUCAUUGACAUUAAUGUCAAUAUUUCGGUCAUUAUUUCUGCCCUGAUUGCAACUAUGUACACGCUUGUGGGUGGGCUUUAUUCUGUGGCCUACACUGAUGUAGUUCAGCUCUUCUGCAUCUUCCUAGGACUGUGGAUCAGCGUACCUUUUGCAAUGUCCCAUCCUGCAGUGACAGACAUCGGGCUCACGGCUGUGCACCAGGUGCACCAAGCACCUUGGCUUGGAUCUAUCAACUCACUUGACAUUUACACAUGGCUGGACAAUUUCCUUUUACUGACAUUAGGAGGAAUCCCAUGGCAAGCAUACUUCCAGAGAGUUCUCUCAUCAUCUUCUGCCACAUAUGCUCAAGUUCUGUCAUUUCUGGCUGCUUUUGGCUGUCUUGUGAUGGCACUUCCUGCAGUACUCAUUGGUGCAAUUGGAGCAUCUACAGCCUGGAAUGAGACAGAGUACGGUGUCCCUGACCCCAUGACUAAAAAAGAAGCAGAUAUGAUUUUACCCAUCGUGUUACAAUACCUUUGCCCAGUCUAUAUCUCGUUCUUUGGCCUUGGUGCUGUAUCUGCUGCCGUGAUGUCAUCCGCUGACUCUUCAAUUUUAUCAGCAAGUUCUAUGUUUGCUCGAAACAUUUACCAGCUUUCCUUUCGGCAAAAUGCUUCAGACAGGGAAAUUGUGUGGGUCAUGAGAAUCACUGUUUUUCUGUUUGGAGCAUCAGCAACAGCAAUGGCACUGCUAGCUUCGUCAGUGUACGGCCUGUGGUACCUCAGCUCUGACCUUGUUUAUAUCAUCAUAUUCCCUCAGCUCCUGUGUGUUUUAUUUAUUAAAGGAACCAACACCUAUGGUGCCAUUGCAGGAUAUUUAUUUGGCCUUGUUCUCAGAAUAACCGGAGGGGAACCAUAUCUCUACCUUCAGCCCUUGAUCUACUAUCCUGGCUGCUAUCCAGAUGAGAAUAAUAUCUAUAUCCAACGAUUCCCAUUUAAAACACUUGCUAUGCUUACCUCCUUCUUUACUAACAUUAUAGUCUCCUACUUAGCCAAAUACUUAUUUGAGAGUGGGACUUUGCCACCAAAGCUGGACUUCCUUGAUGCUGUUGUUGCCAGGUACAGUAGAGAACACAUGGACAAAGCAACUCUUGUAAAAAGUGACAACAUUGUGUUAAACGAACUUGCACCUGUGAAUCCACGGCACAGCCUAACUUUGAGCUCAACUUUCACAAACAAGGAAGCCUUCAAUUAUGUUGAUUCGAGUCCAGAGCUGUCCAACACUGAAGAUAAUUAAAAAAUCUGGCAGCCACAGGCAAAACAACGUGAACUAAGAUAUUCUACAAAGAAUAGUAAGAGACAUUUUAUCAGAAGAAAAGCAAGAAGUGGGCAUAAAAUGCCACUGCACAAUUCUUUAAGUUGUUUCUAGGAGCAGGAGCAUCCCAUGGGAGGAACUCUUUCCUGUUAUUAUCUAACAUGUUGGAUUAGAUCAUAGAGUGUUUACCAAAAGAUACACUCAGAUCCCAUUCUUUCCACCAGAACCAUAUACUGUGUAACUAAAAAAAUAUUUACUAUUGAAAAUAUAUGUAGCAGGAAAAGUGCAACAAUUAUUUAGCUAGGACAUCAUAUGAAGAAAUUAUAAUACAGCCACUCUGAAAUACUAUCAGUCAACAUUUUAUUGGCAUUAAGUGAAAAUAUAUUGUCACAGCUAUAAGUGAUUUAUUACUAAAGACCUAGUUGCUUGAGCGAAGACAGAUAAAUAACUUCCUUGGGGUUUUGGUCUGUUGUUUUUUUCCUCAUAAGAAAAUUCAAAUAAUACAAAUCUAGUGUUCCAUUAUUUGUAUAAGACAGCAAAAUGUGCAAAUAGUAAUAAAUUCCUUAUUGAAGUGCUAAACAUCGUAUGUUAAUUUAGACAGUUAAAAUGAAGUCACCAGUUUAAAAUGAUGUUAUACCUAAUGCAAGAUGACCUGAAGCAAAGUAUGUUACUAUAGGUGUCCUUUUUUUCCCGUGGUUAGUGGCUGCCACCAAUGGAGGAUAAAAAAAUAUUUGAAGCAAUAAUUGGAGUUGAAACUCAGCUUGUGAAAAAUGACAGAACUCUUAUGAACUAAAUAGAACUUGUCAGUGUUGAGAAAAGAAGCCUUAUCUUGACUUUUCAUCAGAAUGAACACUGAGCAAAGCAGUCUGACACCAUGGAACUGCAGCAAUGGAGCAAUAUUAAAAAGUAAGGGGAGUCAAGAAAGCCUGAAAAAAAAAGAUGAGAGGGUUUUCCAUGGGGAAAUUUUCCAUUUUUCACUUAAUAGAAAAAUGUAAUCUCAAAGAUAUCAUAAAGUCUUUUGGGUUGGUCUUGCUGGAAUUACUCUGGAAAGUGUAGAUUUUCCAUGAAAAAUCACAUUUUCUCAAAAAUUUGAUUUCCCAUGGGAAAACCAGGCUUGUGGACAGCUUUCCACAUCUGUGUCUACCUCCAAAAUCAAUAGCAGCUUGGAGGGGAACUGAAAGGAAAGUCAAACCCACAAGUGUAGUGAAAGGCACAGCAGUGUCUUCCGCUACCUUCUGGCCUCCUUCACUAACAGCUGUGCUCCUGGGCCAGCACGGUGACUCUGCGGAGCACCAGCAGUGGCCAGGCAUGGAUGAGACUUCACACAUGAACGGAAACACUGGCCAGAAGUGGCAAAGCAGGGAGAUGAGGCCUCUUCUGACUUUGCCCUGGCCAGCAGGGAACACGCAAUGUUGUUUCCAUUUGCCCAUGGCUGAGACAAUUGUGUCUGUCCCCAUUGGUAUGUGCCUUUCACAGUGGGAGAUCUAAUAGCCAGAUUUCUGUACAAUUAAGAGUUAUGCUCCAAUAAUUCUUUUUACUAUCUACACAUGACACAAAAUGUUCAACUGAAAUCCAGAUAUCCUCCUGUCGCUGGUCACUGGUGAAAUUUCUUCAUUAACAUUCACAGCGCAAGGAGCUAUCCUGGAAGAUAGAUUUAAGAAUAGGUUUUGCUGCUAAAGGAAGAAGCCAUCAACCUGUGUAUUCAAUGUUGACAUAAACUUCCACAAGGUUGAAUCUUUAGAUAUGUUUUUGCUCCUUUUGUGGAGUUUUAACAGCAUAUAUAUAUUUUAUACAUAGAGAAAAUUAAUUUUAGAUAUGUUGAUUUUUUUCUUCAUAUACUGCAUUUAAAAAUAACACUGCAUCUCAGUUCUGAAUAUGCAUUGUGAACUGCAGUGCUACUGUGCUGACAAAUAUUGAGUGUGCUCUGGGUGGAGGAGAUCAAAAUCAGGUUCUGCACUAAAACCCAGAAGAGCCAAUAUAGCAAAGCAAUGAAAAAUUCCUGUGGGGUAAGUGAACAAGCCGCUGAUGAAAUUCAGGGUGCUGAGGAUCUCACAAACUGGACAAGAGCCCAGUUAUAUUAAUUCCCCCAUGAACCAUGGAAAAAAGAAGGGGAAAGACAUUGUAUGCAAGAAAGAGAAGGGAGAACAAAGACACUGCUGAAUUAUUAUCCAUUUCUGGCCCAAAUCCACUAGCCUGAAUCCCUUCUUAUGAGAAAAUACCAAGCCACAAUUUUGCCUGCCUACAUAGCCAAUGCCUUAUGCUGCAGUUCCAAAUUAAGUUAGAGGAUCCUAUUCUACAGACAUCUGUAGGUCUUCCUAAAAAAUUUUCUCUUACCUCAAUUUUGUCUAGGAAUUGCUAGAAUUUUGCUAUGAGAAGCUGAAUAGUGGCCAGAUGCUUUGAAUACAGCAGCAUUUCUGUAUUUCAAAAUACCCAAUAGUGGAAGGAGAAGGAAAGGAGAAGGGAAUUCAGCUGGAAUCGUUUAAGAAAUUUUGACUGAAAAAUAAAAAUCUUUCUUUUUCCCUUGUAUUCCCUUGUUGCCAUAAAUCUUUUAAAAUGUUCAAAAUAAAAAGUUAAGUGAGAAAAUAAAAUGUAUUAGUCCAAAAAUUUCAAGCCAGAUGCUUUCAAUAUUGUCAUAAUAUUUUAUACAGUUUAUCCUAUCAAAUCUUUUUGGGAAAUUGCUGUAAUUUUACAAAUUAUUCCUGUUUAGAUGGAACUAUGCAUUCUCUGGCAGAAAAUGGUUCCACCAGUUUUCCAGUCCUCUCUGUGGGAACUGAAAUGUUAUAGCACUUUUCCAUGUAGCACACCAUGGAAGCUUUAUCAUGCAAAGGAGAGAAGUGACACCGAAGACUGUUCAUCAUGUGACCAUAACUCUGCUUUCCGCAUACGAAACCUGUGUGUGUGUCUUUGCAUGAGUCCAACGAUGCCUGCUGUGGUUGCAGCGGUGGGCUGCAUAGUGGAGAGGACAACUCCAAAAGCCAAACUAAACAGCCCUGUACAAAGUCUGUUUACAAGUUCUGUUGCCUUAGUUCAGCUGUCCUAUGAUUAAAUUUUUACAAAGCUGUUCAUAUAGCCAAAGGCCAUAGCUAUGAUUGAUAGCUGGAUAUGGGGCGGGGGGGGGG